Lottia gigantea (owl limpet) is the source of this 1572-nucleotide messenger RNA. RefSeq lists its product as hypothetical. Gene Ontology annotation, molecular function: 5'-3' DNA helicase activity. Lineage: Eukaryota; Metazoa; Mollusca; Gastropoda; Lottiidae. The record is from RefSeq and is a predicted model, not a curated record. The transcript has 6 exons. Bases 370 to 1269 code for a protein of 299 amino acids.
AUACGAGUUUAUGCAGAGAGAAUUGAACACACUGAAUUCCCGUUACCUCGUGAUAUUGUACCAAACAAGAAGAAGUUAUUAAAUGAAGUGUCUAGCAUUGAGGGUGUUAAAAACAGAGCACUUCAUCACUUGAUACGAUCAGAAGCCAACCCAUUUGCUGAGGAAUUAAAAAAGUAUGAUGAACAAUUCAGAUCAAAUACAGACGAUAUUGACGACGAAACCAUAAAUGAAUACAAAAAAGUGGUUUCUAGAGCAAAGAUUAAAGAGUUGAAACGGGCAGAAGUAAUUUUGCUCACUUGUAACACAAGUUCUGGAUCUCUAAUAGAAAAACAUACCAACAUAAAACAGAUUAUUAUUGAUGAAGCAGCUAUGUGUACUGAACCAGAAUCAAUGAUUCCUAUCACCACUCAUCAUGCUAGAAAUAUUGUCUUAAUUGGUGAUCAUAAACAACUUCAACCUAUCAUAUUAGAAGAAAAGGCAAAACAUCUUGGUCUUCAAACAUCAUUAUUUGAAAGAUAUUCAGAGAAAUCUAGCAUGUUGGAAACACAAUAUCGAAUGCAUACUGGAAUAAUGGAAUUUCCCUCAGACAUGUUUUACGAUGGCAAGCUGAAAUGUGGUUCUGAAAAGCAACAAGAACCAGUGAAAUUAGAUAUUUGGCCAAAUGGAAAAGAUCAUCCUAUGGUUUUCUGUCACGUUGAAGGAACUGAAGAUGGCCUUACAGUAGCUACAGAAGAUGGUUCAGAGAUGUCCAAAUUUAAUCAAAUUGAAGCAGAAUUUGUAGUUAAUGCUGCCAUCAACUUAGUUAAUAACUAUGGUGUAAAUAAAAAAGAUAUUGUUAUUUUGUCCCAGUACAGAGCUCAAUGUGCCACUAUUAAAAGACUUUUUGAAGAAAAGAAAGUCAAAGAUAUGAUAGUUUUAACUGUAAUGGCUAGUCAAGGAAGUGAAUGGGAUUUUGUUAUAUUUUCGACUGUGAGAUCUCAACCUCAAGAUACGAUUGAAGAGUAUCCAUCUAAAAAAUGGAUGAGACUAAACCUAGGAUUUACCACUAAUGGUCACCAAAUUAAUGUAGCUUUAACACGAGCGAGAUGGGGCCAUAUAAUAAUUGGUAACAAACAUUUGCUAGGUUGUGGUCCAUUUUGGAAUACUUUGAUAAAGGGUUAUGGAAAUAAAAGCUUGGUUACUGACGCCAAUAGUUUCCAUUUAACGAGACACCCACAGACGAGAAAUACCGAAAUAGAAGAAGACGAGAAUCAACCUCCUAAAAACUAAUCCCUUGCCAUCAACGAAAUCACAACCAUCUAAUCAAUCCAUCCUCAACAACCCGAAUCAAUCAAAACCCAGCCGUCCAAGUCAACAAAACCCAUAAUGCAAAUGACUUAAACACUAUAUUAAAUUGAAAUAACCAGUCUAUGAUAUAGGUAAUAAAUUUUAAUUUUAAUUUGUUGUGAAAUGUAAUCAAUAUUUUUAGAUUAUUUAACUGGCACUUGUUUAAUGUUAAAGGUAUACUUCCUCUUAGGAUGACCAAAAAAAUUGAAAUUUGGAUCUUUGUUAAAAUGAAUCGUUGUUCAUCAG